Closterium sp. Naga37s-1 is the source of this 1566-nucleotide messenger RNA. NCBI's taxonomy places the organism in Eukaryota, Viridiplantae, Streptophyta, Zygnematophyceae, Desmidiales, Closteriaceae. The record is from the annotation of a GenBank genome assembly.
AUGGGCCCAGCAGGCGGAGCCGGCAUCUGCGGAGAGAGAGAGUCGUCACGGAUUGAGUUCUGCGACGGCGCGAUUAGUGGCGGGCUUCACGGUGAAAUCUGCGGCGUGUUUGCCGCCGGGCCGCCGCCGGGGGCACCGGCGGAAGCGACGCGCGAUUUCGCAAGCGCGCUUUGGGGACCGACGAGUCCGGCGUCGGCGCGUUACCCGGGCCGCGACGCCGAGUCGGAAUCGACGGGAAUCUCCGCAGAGGGAAACGCGGGGAAGAGGGGAGCGACGGCGGGCGCGGCGGCGAGAAACGGCGGUGGCAGUGGUGGAGGUUUGAUGGUAACAACAGCAUCCGCGGCAGCGGCGGCGGCGUCGGCGGCGGCGGCGGGAGCUCGUGUAGGCGGAAAUGGCGCAGCCGGAAAAAUCCACCAUCUUGCUUUAGUGCCACUAACGGGGUCGACUACAACGAGUAUGCGCAAGGUGCACAAGGCGGACCGCGAGAAGCUGCGGCGCGACCGCCUCAACGACCAAUUCGCGGAGCUCGCGACCGUGCUGAGUGCGUCUCUCCCCUCUCCCAUGCGCCUUUCAACCUUCCCCUCCCCCCUCCCAUGCCGCGCCUUUCCCCUUCCGCUCCCCCCUCCCAUGCACCUUUCCCCUUCCGCCCCCCUCCCAUGCGCCUCCCCUUUCCGCCUCCCCCGCUCUCACGCUUUCCCCCUCCCCGUUUCCGCAUUCCCCCUUCCCUCCGCCUCCUCGUUGAGCACAAAACCGUGCCACCCAUUCCCCUUCCCGCUUUCGCGUUCGCCGCUUUCCCCUUCCCCGCUCACUUCCCCUUCCCCGCUCACUUCCCCUUCCCCGCUCACUUCCCCUUCCGACUCUCCAAUCUUCGAUUCCCGCCUCUCGUCCGUUCUCUGUCCCCCUUUCCCUUCCCCUUCCCCCGGUCCCGACCACCCCGAGCGGCCAAAGAACGACAAGGCGACCAUUCUGGGCGAUGGCUUGGUGAUGCUCAGGCAGCUCAGGCUGAGCGCCUGUCGCCUCCGGUCCGACCACUCUGCUCUCUUGGACGAGUCCAAAGAGCUUGGCAGUGAGAAGGCAGCGUUGAAGGUGGAGAUAGAGGCCAUGCAGGCUCAACUGGGCAGUGAGAAGUCGGAGCUGCAGCAGGAGAAGGCAGCACUGAAGAUAGAGAUAGAGCCCGGCCCCCCCACACACACCCAGCCGCAACACCCAGCACACCAGCCACACAACCAGCAGCAGCAGCAGCAGCAGCAGCAGCAGCAGCAGCAGCAAGAGCAGCAGCAGCAGCAGCAGCAGCAGCAGCAGCAGCAGCAGCAGCAGCAGCAGCAGCAGCAGCAGCAGCAGCAGCAGCAGCAGCAGCAGCAGCAGCAGCAGCAGCAGCAGCAGCAGCAGCAGCAGCAGCAGCAGCAGCAGCAGCAGCAGCAGCAGCAGCAGCAGCAGCAGCAGCAGCAGCAGCAGCAGCAGCAGCAGCAGCAGCAGCAGCAGCAGCAGCAGCAGCAGCAGCAGCAGCAGCAGCAGCAGCAGCAGCAGCAGCAGCAGCACACACACACAGUCAGCAGGCGCCUUUGA